Molecule: messenger RNA, 2856 nt
Organism: Polistes dominula (European paper wasp)
Lineage: Eukaryota; Metazoa; Arthropoda; Insecta; Hymenoptera; Vespidae
Biological process (GO): protein deubiquitination
Molecular function (GO): K63-linked deubiquitinase activity; cysteine-type deubiquitinase activity
Source: RefSeq, a predicted model, not a curated record
UUUAUUUCUAGGAAAUUAUAACAAGUUAAUUAGUGAUCUAUAAGAUUAAAUAACGAUUUAUAAUCCACAAUUAUGGAAAUAUCUCCCAGAAAGUCUUCAAAAAGGACGCAAGAACAUGUUGAUGAAUGGUUACAAAGCCAAGGAUAUUUUCGAAAACAUAUUCCUAGGGAUCCAACUUGUUUGUUCAGAGCUGUUAGCGAACAAGUUUAUUUAACACAAUAUUAUCAUAUAAGAGUGAGAAAAGAAUGUGUUGAGUUCAUGCGACAAAACAAGCACUUGUUUGAGGAGUCCGUAACAAUUCCAUUUGAUAAUUAUCUCGAACAAAUGGCAUGUUUCACAGAAUCAGGUGGUCCGAAUGAAAUUCAAGCUAUAUCUUUACUUUAUAAAAGAGAUAUCAUUUUAUUUAACGGACAGAAACAAAUUUGUAAAUCAGUGACUAAUAAUGGUUUUACAAAUCAUAUAUAUUUAUGUCAUACGCCACAGAAACAAUAUGAAAGUGUUUAUAAUAAAAAUUUUGUUAUGGUUGCUGGUUUUUGUCAAUCUAUUAUGUAUCAAAUUCUAUAUAAAAAUGUUUUUGAUAUGAAAAAUGUGGAUAAUACUGUUCAUAAAAUGCUACAUGAUAGAAGUUCUUCCUUAAGACAUGAUAAAUUCUUUUUAAAAGGAAAUAUUGAGAUGCGAGAACAGUUAUCUGCAGAAAUAUAUAAAAGAAUGGAAAAUAGCUGUGAGACUAUAGGAGACAUGUAUACUUUUUCAAAAGGUAUACCACCAUUUCCUUAUAGAGUCGCUAAAGCUCUUGAUAUUAAUAUUUAUCGUAAUAUAGAUUUCGACGUAUGGCAUGAAAUUAGACGAGAAAUAAAGAAUGCUGGUUGGACAAGAUAUAAUAGUAAUGGACUUCAAAUUGGAGAUAAAUGUUUAAUUGAAAUGAACUUUAAUAAAAGUGACUUGGAUGGAAUCAAUAAUAAUGCAGGUGCAUUAGAAAAUAAUCAAAAUUGUAAUGAAACAAAAAUUAUACAAAGAAAAUCAAAUCAAGAUCCUGCAACAUUUUGUGGACAUAUUCAAGAAAUAAGUAAAAACGAUGGUUCAGUGAUAGUAUUUAUAGAAGAACUUGGAGAAAAAAGGACUGUACCAUAUUCAUCCCUUAAACCAUUAUCUUUACGAAAAAAUAAGCAAAAUAAUUGGGUACCAAUAUGUAAAAAGAAUGUUCAACUAAUUGAUUCCAAUCAAAAAUAUAAAAAAUCAUCUAACUCAAAUUCGAACAAAACAAAGGAACAAAUAAAUCGUAUUGAUGCUUCAUCUAAUAAUAAUAAUAAUAAUCCUGGAGGAAAUCUUAAUAAUAAACAAGAUUCUAAUAACACUUGUGUUUCUAAUACUAAUAAAAUAACUACUCCCUUAUUAACAUCCAGCAAUACUGGAUCUGUUAUGUUAAUUACAAAUAAUAAGGAUAGUAACAAUGACAAUAUAAAAAAAGAAAAUUUUCCGGAACAUCAAUGGCAAAAACAAGAAUGGAACAAUCAAAGUCAGAUACUUGGAGAAAAUACAUUGGGAAAGUUACAAAAUUAUGCUACAAAUAAUAAUAAUCUUCAAUUUAGUGGACAGGGAGAUAUCAAUGAAAAUACAAUAACAGAUAGUAGAGAAGAUAACUCGCAAGUUAUAACUGGAAAUUCAUCAUUGUAUUAUGUUGCUUCGGAUGGUAAUUCUUAUCCUGCUGUACCGUACGUGCCUGGUUAUACAGGUGAAUUAGUACCUGCGAAUCAAACAUUACAAAAUGUCAAUAAUUCGACUCAAAAAGGUAUAGACUUAAAUAGCUGUGAUUUACCAUUAUCAGAUCCAGCUACAUUAAAAUUUUUCUAUAAUUUAGGAUUAGAGUAUUUUCGAAUCAAUCAUGCAUGGAACUAUGGUCCUAAUGGACAAUCAGUACCGCCGGAAUCUUGGUGUAUAUCUGUUCCACCUGUUACAUCAUUAAAUACAAAUGCGCCUCCAAAUAUAGAAGAAAUACAAAAUAUUAACGCAUGUAUACUGGAAGAUGAAAAAUUAACAGAACAAAAAGAAAGUACUGACAAAAAUGCAAACAAUAUUGUUAUUCAACAGCCAGCGAUAAAGACGAUAAAUAUGUGCGUAAAUAAUGCGACUGAUUUACAAAAGGACAAAUUAAAAAAAAUGGACAAUGAAAAGAAAACAUCAUCGUUUGUCCAUGACAAUAUUAAAGAGACUGAAAAUAUCAAUAAAGACAAACAACGACCUAAUAAUACAGCACCACGAUUUAAAAGAAAUCAACAUUAUAAUAAUAAUUGCGAACAAAUGUAUCCUCAUAAGAAUAUUUCUAAGCAGUAUCAACAUAACUCUAACUUUAAUGAAUCUCCAAAUUUUCAAAAUUCACAAAAUGGUGAUAUGCAAGUACCGUAUAUAAAUACUACUUUAAAUCAAGUAUAUGUGCCUCCUGGAAUGUCCAAUUCUUGUCAUCUACCCUACAUACAGCAACCACCAUAUGUAAAUGUACCAUAUUGUGAAAAUGAAAUGGAUUCAUACGGAGGCCCAUAUUAUUUACCUCAAGGAGGCUUCCCUAGUAUUACUUGCAUGCCCAAUUCUGAUGUCGUUGAUGCAAGUAAUGUACAUUCCUUUUUACCAUAUUUCUAUCCAAGUGCAGAAACAUAUUCUCCGGCUUAUCCGUCUGUAUAUCCACCAUAUAUACAUCCUCAACAGCCUGCAUAUAAUGGUUUACCACCGCAAAAUAUACACGAUCCAUGGUAUUCACUUCCAGAGCAACAUUAUUAUCUACAAUAUGGUCCUAUACCACUUCAAUCAGCAGAGCUCUCUAAUGAAAUAGGGCAAAGUAAUAAUUCAAAUUUAUCAACUUAA